AGGUCAAUUUUAUAAUCUACGGAGUAAAAAAUUUCCCGUUUAAUUUCGUUAGCCUUCCUCCUCCGCUCGUGUCGUCGUCUCCAUCCCUCUUAACCACGUCUCUCCCUCUCUCCUUCCCCGAUCUGCUGCGCUCCCCGCUGCCUAUCCAAGCCGAGGUUGUUCGUCGCCGCCAGCAUGGGUCUGGCGAAGGAUGGUGCCGAGAUGGAGGAGGGGACACUGGAGAUUGGCAUGGAGUAUAGGACCGUCUCUGGUGUGGCAGGGCCAUUGGUUAUCUUGGACAAAGUGAAGGGGCCAAAGUAUCAGGAGAUUGUGAAUAUUCGAUUGGGAGAUGGCACCACUCGUCGUGGUCAAGUCCUGGAAGUCGAUGGUGAAAAAGCUGUCGUGCAGGUCUUUGAAGGUACUUCAGGGAUAGACAACAAGUAUACUACUGUGCAGUUUACAGGAGAGGUUUUGAAAACUCCUGUCUCACUUGAUAUGCUAGGACGCAUUUUCAAUGGUUCUGGAAAGCCUAUUGAUAAUGGUCCUCCCAUAUUGCCCGAGGCUUACUUGGAUAUUUCUGGAAGUUCUAUCAACCCCAGUGAGAGAACCUAUCCAGAAGAGAUGAUUCAAACAGGAAUAUCCACUAUUGAUGUUAUGAAUUCGAUUGCUCGUGGGCAAAAAAUCCCUCUUUUCUCUGCUGCUGGGCUUCCUCACAAUGAGAUUGCUGCUCAAAUUUGUCGUCAGGCCGGUCUUGUUAAAAGGCUGGAGAAAAGCAAGCAGGCAGAGGGUGGCGAAGAAGACAACUUUGCAAUUGUGUUUGCUGCUAUGGGAGUAAACAUGGAAACAGCCCAGUUUUUCAAACGUGACUUUGAAGAAAAUGGUUCCAUGGAGCGGGUCACCCUUUUCUUGAAUCUGGCAAAUGAUCCCACUAUUGAGCGUAUUAUCACUCCUCGAAUUGCUCUAACAACAGCUGAAUAUUUGGCAUAUGAAUGUGGGAAGCAUGUUCUUGUCAUACUGACAGAUAUGAGCUCUUAUGCAGAUGCACUUCGUGAGGUCUCAGCGGCACGCGAAGAGGUGCCCGGUAGGCGUGGUUAUCCUGGGUAUAUGUAUACUGAUCUAGCCACCAUAUAUGAGCGAGCUGGGCGUAUUGAGGGCAGGAAAGGAUCAAUUACCCAAAUUCCUAUUCUUACAAUGCCUAAUGACGAUAUCACACAUCCAACUCCCGAUCUUACGGGAUACAUUACUGAAGGGCAAAUAUAUAUUGACAGACAGCUUCACAACAGACAGAUAUACCCACCUAUCAACGUCCUGCCAUCUCUCUCUCGAUUGAUGAAGAGUGCUAUUGGUGAAGGUAUGACACGUCGAGAUCAUUCAGAUGUGUCCAAUCAGCUCUAUGCCAACUAUGCAAUUGGGAAGGAUGUCCAAGCGAUGAAAGCUGUUGUUGGAGAGGAGGCUCUUUCGUCCGAGGACCUGCUCUAUUUAGAAUUCCUUGACAAGUUUGAGAGGAAAUUUGUAGCGCAAGGAGCAUAUGAUACUCGAAACAUUUUCCAGUCACUUGAUCUGGCAUGGACAUUGCUACGCAUAUUCCCCCGCGAACUUCUCCACCGUAUUCCCGCGAAGACAUUGGAUCAAUUCUACAGCAGAGAUGCCACCCAUUGAUAAUUUUGUCCAUAAUUUCAAAGUUUGAGGAGCGGCAGCAGCUUGAAUAAAGAGAGGAAUCCAAACUUGUAUCUUUUUGGUACAUUAUAUAGUCCGAUCCUAUUCUUUCCAGGCUGUGGGCACAAGUUCAUCCACAUGACUUGUCACUUGCGGCUUUUGUAAUUGUCAUGUAGUCUCAACAAAUCACAAGUUGGAUCUCAUCUCGGUUUCAUUUCCCUGUAUUGUGCAGCAAAAUUGAAAAGCCGUUUAGGCGUGCAUACUCGAACAUGUUUAUAUAUUUUUGGACUUGAAUUUUUAAAUGUAUAUUGCUCCCUUUCCUGGUUGAUUGAGGAUUAA
Messenger RNA from Brachypodium distachyon (stiff brome), 1974 nucleotides. RefSeq names its product V-type proton ATPase subunit B 2. Gene Ontology annotation, molecular function: proton-transporting ATPase activity, rotational mechanism; ATP binding. Gene Ontology annotation, cellular component: proton-transporting V-type ATPase, V1 domain. Gene Ontology annotation, biological process: proton transmembrane transport; ATP metabolic process. The transcript has 15 exons. Lineage: Eukaryota; Viridiplantae; Streptophyta; Magnoliopsida; Poales; Poaceae. The coding region runs from base 175 to 1638 and encodes 487 amino acids. The record is from RefSeq and is a predicted model, not a curated record.